ACCUCUUAAGCUAACCGGUGACUAACACAUUCCUUGACACCUUCUGCCUAGUGGUAGUAUAUAUUACGCGGCUUUCCCGCGCUUUCUACACUUCGCUUUCGUUCUACUUAUAUUUCACGACUCGCCAAUUUUAUCUCUCGAGGUGGUUGGCUGGUUUCAAUUCUCACCUCCCGGAUAAUUUUACCUGAGCCGGCUUGAGCCCGGCGACCUUCGUUAAGGUUACAAUAAGGCUCUUUAUUCCAUUUCAUUCAAAUUACCAAUCCAAAUUUUUAGUAAUGGUCACGCUGCGGAAUCCGGUCUCUUGCUCCUAAACCCCCUUUCCGGGUCCCGUCACCAACAAAUUAACUACAAUGCCUUUUUUACCUACUAGCACAUCUAUGCGUGACCAGUCGGAGCCGUCUUGGCCGCCGAGUCCCAGCCGUCUUCCCCCGUCGUUAGAAGACGAUACCAACUCAACAGACGAUGAUGAGCCUGACGCUCAGUGGUCUAAUGUGAAUCCCAUGAUGUAUUUCCUUACACCACCAACACCAAAGGAAGAAGACCUCGAAUUUGAUUUCGAGUUUGACGCCGGGAUUGAGGACUCAACUAAGCCUCGGGAGAUCAUCCGUACCGUCUCUCCUUCUACUCUCGAUGGGCUAAGGAAGUACAAGCCUAGAGACAAGAUGGCAGAUUGCGCAGUCUUGGAUGACAACGAAGAUGACGAUGAUGAUGACGAGGAUUAUAUCCGCUUCCAUCCUCAUGGUCAUACAUCUCUACCAUUUGGGUUCGAAAAAUUCUUCGAUCAGACAAGGCCGUCUUCCACCGUAACAUCUCAGACCACAGAGUCUUUAUUAUCACCCGCCGCAUUUCACGUCGGUUCGCCCAAACGUACCGUAAAACGCUUCGCACCCCCACGGCGUCCUCUGAGAGGAAGGUCGCCCCGCCAAUCGCUUCAACGACGACAUUCAUGGCGUGAGCCAAGUCCUGAUGUUUAUUCUAUAGAAGAGGAACCAGAGAAGGAAACGAUGAGCGAGAUGGGCUUGAGCGUCGAAGACUUGACUGACGAUCAGGAGAAGACGCGGCCAAUAGAUAUACCGGCUGCAAAGCCACGGAAGAAGGUUCGGUUCGUGUUACCGGUUAAGGAUUAAUUGCAUAUAGUGUUUACACUUGGAUAUAGCAUACUUUGCAUAGGGCGGCGUUUGGUGGAUUUUCCCCUUCGCAUUUCUUGGGUUUUCUUACUCUUGUCACAUUCAAUCUGCAUACGGAACGGAUUGAGCAUCUUUAGCAUAGGCAUGUCGGGUUU
Molecule: messenger RNA, 1282 nt
Organism: Daldinia loculata
Lineage: Eukaryota; Fungi; Ascomycota; Sordariomycetes; Xylariales; Hypoxylaceae
Exons: 1
Coding region: 351-1127 (258 amino acids)
Source: RefSeq, a predicted model, not a curated record